AUGAAUUCUUUCAAUGCCGUUUUCCCCGUGGCGCCUGCUCCCAUGCUGGUUGCAUUGCUAGCGGGAAUUGUCUUCCUAUAUCGAGCCUGGCGCCAUCUCUCCAUCAUUGGAAACCUGCAACUACACCCCACAAAAUCCAAGACCUUCGAUCCAGCCACAAAGCCUGACGCCGUGAAAGAUGAAGCGCACAACGUUUCCAAGGAGCCAGAUUUUCCCGCAGACUGGUGGACAGGAAAGAACGUCUUCGAGCUCGAGAGACGAGCCAUCUUCAGUAAAACAUGGCUGUGUCUGUCCCACCGCAGUCAAUUUUCCAAACCGGGGGACUAUCGAUCAUUCGAGGUAGCGGGAUUUCCUAUCUUCUUGGUGCUGGGAAAAGACGGCGUCGUUCGGGCAUUUCACAAUGUCUGUCGUCACCGAGCAUAUACUGUCAUCGAGAAAGAAUCUGGAUCGUCUCCUGUCCUCCUCUGUCGAUAUCACGGGUGGAGCUACAACACGCUUGGGCAGCUCAUUAAGGCUCCUCACUUUGACCGCGUUUCAGGGUUCGAUAAAUCAGAGAAUACCCUCUUCGAGAUUUAUUCGUUUACAAGCGAAAGAGGCUUUAUUUUUGUUAAUUUCGACGCCAGCGCAGUGGUGCCACCACCUGAUACCAGCAUCCUGGAUGCUUUUGCAUACAAGAAUGGUAUUCAGGUACAGACUAGCUGGGUAGCAGGACAGGCUAUUGAAGGUGCAUUUAACUGGAAAAUGUGUCGUGAGUUUUUCCCCUAA
Messenger RNA from Aspergillus tanneri, 765 nucleotides. RefSeq names its product putative iron-sulfur cluster-binding protein. Gene Ontology annotation, molecular function: 2 iron, 2 sulfur cluster binding. The record is from RefSeq and is a predicted model, not a curated record. The transcript is spliced from 2 exons. Bases 1 to 765 code for a protein of 254 amino acids. Lineage: Eukaryota; Fungi; Ascomycota; Eurotiomycetes; Eurotiales; Aspergillaceae.